Molecule: messenger RNA, 1686 nt
Organism: Linnemannia hyalina
Lineage: Eukaryota; Fungi; Mortierellomycota; Mortierellomycetes; Mortierellales; Mortierellaceae
Source: the annotation of a GenBank genome assembly
AUGGCAGGCUCAAUUUUGGACCGAUUGAACCAGAGCGUGGCCCAAUCCAGGGUCGGAAAAUACUUCUGCCUCGAGGGCUCCGGCGCCCGUCGCGAGCGUGUCGGAUCCAAGUUCACCACCGAGAUCCGCGCCGGCCUCACUACCUUCGUCACCAUGGCAUACAUUAUCUCGGUGAAUGCUUUGAUUGUGACGGACUCGGGUGGACCCUGUGUAUGCGAAAACGCAGAAGACCCAGUCUGCCUGACCGACCCGGCUUAUAACGAAUGUCUUGGAACCCUCAAACUCGAUAUGAUCACAGCCACCGCAGCCAUUGCUUGUAUCUCCACCCUCCUCAUGGGUCUAUUCGCCAACCUCCCUAUCGGUCUCGCCCCCGGCAUGGGUCUCAACGCCUACUUUACAUACACCGUCGUCGGGUUUCAUGGAGGCAACAAGAUCAAGUACGAGACCGCCCUCGCCGCCGUCUUUGUCGAGGGCUUGCUUUUCAUUCUCUUGUCCUUCUUUGGUGUUCGACAAUGGCUUGCUCGGUUGAUCCCUCAGAGUAUCAAAAUUGCUUCCGGUGCUGGUAUUGGACUGUACCUGUGCUUUAUUGGAAUGCAGACCUCGGCCGGUAUUGGACUCAUUGGUGCAGACGCCGCGACGCUGGUUCAUCUCGAUGGAUGUGAUAGAGAUGCCACGGGUGUCUGUAUUGACGGAACCCAUAUGCGGAGUCCGACCACCUGGAUGGGCAUCUUUGGAUUCAUCCUCAUCUCCAUCCUCCUCACUCUCCGCGUCAAGGGCUCGGUCCUCUACGGCAUUCUUGCCGUCUCGAUCCUCUCCUGGAUCCGCGGAACCAACUUUACCUACUUCCCUUACACCCCCGCCGGUGAGGCCUCAUUCGACUACUUCAAGAAGGUCGUCACCUUCCACCCCAUCCAGAUGACAUUCGCGAAGAUGAACUUUGACCUUAACAACCACGAGAUCUGGAUCGCGCUUAUCACCUUCCUCUACGUCGACAUCAUGGACACCACCGGUACCCUGUACUCCAUGGCCAAGUUCGGAGGAUAUAUGUACAGGAAUGGCGACUUUGACGGUUCAACCGCCGCCUUCUUGUGCGACGCAUCUUCCAUCACUAUUGGCGCUCUCUUUGGAGUGCCCCCCGUCACAGCCUACAUCGAAUCCGGAGCCGGUAUCACAGAGGGCGGCCGCACAGGUCUGACCUCGAUCUUCACCGCCUUCCUCUUCUUCGUCUCUCUCUUCUUCUCUCCCAUUUUCGCAUCCUUCCCUCCCUGGGCCACCGGCCCUGCCCUCAUCGUCGUCGGAUCCAUGAUGGCCAAAUCCGUUCAAUCCAUCAACUGGAACUACGUUGGUGACGCCAUCCCAGCCUUCUUGACCAUCGCCCUCAUGCCCCUCUCAUACUCCAUCUCCUACGGCCUCAUCGCCGGUAUCGGCACCUACGCCGCCAUCAACGGAUCCAUCUACGUUCUCGAACUCAUCUCUGGCGGCUUCACCGUCGAGAAUGUCUUGCCCGCAUGGAUGCAGAUCAUUAUCUGCAAGAUCAAUGGAACCACAUAUGUCGAUCCUUUGGAUAAGAUGGACGAAGAGGAUCGUUUGGAGCGGGAGCUCGCUGCGCGUGCGGAUGCGGUCGAUGCCAAGAUCGAGAUUGAUACCCAUGGCGCUCAACUUGCCCCUGCACCCGUUGAGCACUAA